AGUUCAAGUAUGAACGUCUUUUUUACACAGCACACAUGGAUUAUAAGACAAUGAAAGAAGAAUUUCAGGGAAUAUAAGGUUUGUGGCUAAAAGCAUAGACAAUGGCAGACACCAACGAGAUGACAAUCAACCUUGUUGUCCUUGGAAGAACUCAGACUGGCAAAAGUGCUGCUGGGAACAGACUGCUAGGCAGUGAUGACUUUGAAAGCCAGCUCUCCCCCAGCUCUGUGACUACAUGCUGCAGCCUGCGCCGCAGCUGCCGCAUUUCGGGGAUUACACGACGGAAUGGCUGCGAGCUUGCUCUCCGUGUUCGAGUACUUGACACUCCAGGCUACCCCCACAGCAGCCUGAGCAAGGAGCGGGUGAGAGAGACGGUGCGAUCAGCCCUGGCUCACCACUUCAGGGAGGAAGGCCUGCAUCUAGCUCUUCUGGUCCUGAGGGCUGACCUGCCUCUGUGUCCGGAUGAAAACGAUCACACAAUUCAGUUCAUCCAGGAACUUCUGGGUCCCACAUGGAAGGAUUUCACUGCGGUUUUACUCACUCAUGCAGACAAGGCAAAAGAAGCUGGAUUCAGUGAGGAAGCAUAUCUGCGCAGUGCCUCAAGUACCCUGUUGUCCCUAUUGAGCUCAGUGCAGCACAAAUAUGUUUUUCUAGACAGCCAAAAGAGCAUAAUUAAAGAGGAAAGAACUAUUGUCUUUAGAAAGCUCUUGAAUUUUAUAAGACAGAAUAAUUAUCAAGUGCUUCUAUUUAAACACAGCAAAGAAUAAAAUUAGCUUUCGGGUACUUGUGUCUAUUCUCUAUAGUUUAUAACAUUUAAUGGAAAUAAAACAGUAGAAAAGCCAGCAAUUGGAACAUUUCACAUGCAAUACCAUUCCACACCAAAUAUCUUUGAACAUACGGUUGGAAAUACCUCUUUAGAUUCCCAAACUACAUGCCUUUCAUAGAGUACCUCACACUACUGCAUCCAGAAUCCUAGCUUCAAUCACACGAUCAGACCAAACUAGUGCUAACAUGUUAUGUAUGUAAAUGUAGCUAAUAUACUAAUAGUGCUAAUACCUAAUAUGCACACAGUGAGGAGUAAGAUUUUAUGCUACAUCUGAUUGUAUAUUGCAGUCCAUACAAAACAGAUCUGGAGAAAAAGAGAAAGCAAAAAUGCAUGAGUUCAGGCUGUAAGGAAUAAAGGAACUUCUCUGCUCAAUUUUUGGAGCUUUCAGAAGCUCCUCUGAAAUCCGGUGUUUGUAAAAAGUUUUCCAAUAUUAAAAAUUAAGAUUUAUCUACUGCAAAGUUAUUUCCUUACCUUGAUCCAAGAAUAAUUAGAACUGAGAUUUUCAACUUCAAUAAUAUUGUUUAAUAGGAUAUUAUCAGAUAUGUAGUUUACAAAGCAGUUAAAAUAGUUCCUGUAUGCCUAAUGCUAUUCAGCACAUUUAAAAUGUGCUAAUUACUACCGCUUAUUCCCAGAUGCAUAGAAAAUUAGCACAGUUAAGUGUAUAGGCACAUACAAAACGCAUCCAAAAAAGAAACCUGUUCAUCUUUUCUUUUGUGCCUGCUCCUUUCAAUUUUGUAUCAUCAUCAUUUUGUUUUCAUCUCCCAGCUUACGGGAUGAAGUUCAAAGCCUGUGAAAUUCAGGUUCGGUAAGUUUUUUUGUUUUUGUUUUUAUUUCAGUGGUUAGAAGAGUGCUCUUUGAGUAGUUAGGCUGUAGACAGUUAAUUAAAUAGUAUAUGCUCAAACAUGUAAUUACCUCUAAAUAGUUGCUUAAAAGGUUUAAUUGUGAAUUGAUCUAAAAUGGUUACUUCAGAGUAUUGAAAGGCAAGAAUUAAAAGGAGUAAUUUGAGGAUUUUCCCAUAGCAGUUCUGACUGCUCAUUAUGUAUUAUGGAGUAACUCAAAUGGUAAAACCUGAAGAAGCCAUUUCUAUUAAAACCAAAGCAUAUUCUGUAUAAAAUAUUACUCAAAGAUACAUUAAAACAAGAAAUAAAUUCAUUUUAUAUG
Messenger RNA from Cygnus atratus (black swan), 1987 nucleotides. RefSeq names its product GIMAP family P-loop NTPase domain containing 1 (gene GIMD1). The coding region runs from base 102 to 767 and encodes 221 amino acids. The transcript has 3 exons. Gene Ontology annotation, molecular function: GTP binding. NCBI's taxonomy places the organism in Eukaryota, Metazoa, Chordata, Aves, Anseriformes, Anatidae. The record is from RefSeq and is a predicted model, not a curated record.